Messenger RNA from Puma concolor (puma), 1578 nucleotides. The record is from RefSeq and is a predicted model, not a curated record. Lineage: Eukaryota; Metazoa; Chordata; Mammalia; Carnivora; Felidae.
AUGAAGAAAUGUAGUAACGGCCUGAUCUUUCCUUGUACAGGAUUAGAGGCUCCGGUCAUCGGAGAGGUUCACGAGAACGUUACUCUGCACUGUGGCAACAUCUCGGGACCAAGGGGCCUCGUGACCUGGUACCGGAAUGACUCGGAGCCUGUCUUCCUCCUGUCCUCCAAUUCCAGCUUCCGGCCGGAUGAGCCGCGCUUCUCUCUGGCCAAUGCCAGCUCGCUGCACAUCAAGGCACUGAGGCUGCAGGAUGAGGGAAACUACACCUGCCGGGAGGUCCUGAAUGAGACGCGGUGGUUCCGAGUGUGGCUGCGGGUGGCCCGCGGUCCCUAUGAGGUUGAGGUCAACAUCUCCAGCACCGGCACGCUCCCCAAUGGCACCCUCUAUGCAGCCAAAGGCUCCCAGGUGGACUUCAGCUGCAGCAGUCGCUCUUGGCCUCCGUCAGUGGUUGAGUGGCAGUUCCGGGCCCCCGAUUCCAGCACUGAGCCCUUUGGAAACAACCUGACGGUCAGCAGCUUCAUUCUGCUGCUCAUGUCGCAAAACCUCCAAGGGAACUACACGUGUUUGGCCACGAACACGCUCAGUGGGAGACAGCGGAAGGUGACCACCGAGCUCCUGGUCUACUCACCCCCUCCGUCAGCCCCUCAGUGCCGGGCAGAGAUGUCACAAGGACAGCUCACGCUGCAGCUCACCUGUCGCUGGGACGGGGGAUACCCAGACCCGGACUUCCUAUGGACAGAAGAGCCAGGAGGUGUGGCCGUGGGGACGUCCAAGCUGGGGGUGGAGAUGCUGAACCAGUCCCAGCUGUCAGAUGGCAAGAAGUUCAAGUGUGUCGGGAGCCACAUAGUGGGACCGGAGUUGGGAGCCAGCUGUGUGGUGCAGAUCAGGAGUGCCUCCCUUGUCUCUGAGCCCAUGAAGACUUGCUUCGUGGGGGGCAAUGUGACGCUCACCUGCCAAGUGUCUGGAGCCUACCCCCCUGCCAAGAUCCUGUGGCUGAGGAACCUCACCCAGCCCGAGGUGGUCAUCCAGCCCAAUGGCCACUAUCUCAUCACCCAGAAUGGCCAGAGCUCCACACUCACCAUCCGCAACUGCUCCCAGGUCCUGGAUGAGGGCUACUACGUCUGUCAGGCCAAGAACCCCGUGGGGGUGCGGGAGGUGGACAUCUGGCUGAGUGUGAAAGAACCUUGGAAUAUUGGUGGGAUUGUGGGCACCAUCGUGAGCCUCCUUCUGCUGGGACUGGCCAUUAUCUCAGGGCUUAUGUUGUAUUAUAGCCCUGUGUUCUGCUGGAAAGUAGGAAACACUUUCAGGGGGCAAGACAUGGGUGAUGUCAUGGUUUUGGUGGAUUCAGAAGAAGAGGAAGCAGAGGAGGAAGAUGUGGCCGAAGAGGAGGAAGAAGAGGAGGAGGAAGCAGAUGAGAGGGAGGAGUCGCCAAAAGAAAUACAUAAGCAUGGCCACAUCCAUAGAGUGACCGCACUGGUGAAUGGGAAUGUAGACUGGAUGGGGAAUGGACUCCAGGCUCUGCAAGAUGACAGCAGCGAGGAGCAGAGUGACAUCGUUCAAGAAGAUAGGCCAGUUUGA